This is a messenger RNA of Patiria miniata (bat star), 2052 nucleotides long. RefSeq names its product carbohydrate sulfotransferase 11-like. Gene Ontology annotation, biological process: carbohydrate biosynthetic process. NCBI's taxonomy places the organism in Eukaryota, Metazoa, Echinodermata, Asteroidea, Valvatida, Asterinidae. Gene Ontology annotation, cellular component: membrane. Bases 547 to 1692 code for a protein of 381 amino acids. Gene Ontology annotation, molecular function: sulfotransferase activity. The transcript has 3 exons. The record is from RefSeq and is a predicted model, not a curated record.
UCUCCCAGGGUCUGUACUGUUAAGAUCAAGGUUGAAAAACAGACCCUUUCUGCGAGGCCGACUCGACCAGAAUCUGUUCACGUUUCACCACAACCCUGUGCAUGACAUGCAUAGUGUAUCAGCCUGUUCUUAUAAACUGUGCUUUUCCGACACAAGGGAACGAGAGAACCUUUGCCCCUCUUGCCGGAUGUGAAUCAUCAGUCAAUAAACCCCUUCCUCCUAUGCAUCAGCCGCCAUUUUGAACUACAGAAAGAGAGAAAUACAGUGUUCAGAUUUUGGCUAGUUUAGUAUGUUUUGGCUUCGAAUCGGAACGCCAUGGGCUCAAACUAAAAGCAACAAAGUAUUGAAACCAGCUCAGCCCAAACUAACAUCAAAUCACAGUGACAAGACGUCGCUUUUGGAGCGAACAGAGGCGGUACAAUGUUCAUCUCUGAAAUCAGUUCUUUGAAAGCCAACUCUCUAGUCUUGCACGAAAAUAUCGAACGAUUUUGCAGUUUAAGUGAUGUUUUUAAUUAAAAGGGACCUAGAUCGGAGUCUGGUAGGUCAAUGGCAGUAUGCAUGCAGCCAGCACGGCGACUUGGCAGGAUGAUCGGAAACAAACGAAUCUUCGUCUGCUGUGUGUUCCUGACGCUGGCUGCGGUUGUAUACUUCGUCGUCAAGCAACCUCAUGGUUAUCCCAUGUAUUCAGGCAGAAUACUGCAGAUGUCAGGAAAGGGAUUGGACCUUCAGGAUACAAGACAACUGUUCACCUUGAAUCCUCCAGACACCAAUCAUUCAAGAAGCUGGGAAGACGAGCAGGUACACCGUAGAAAGCUCAUAUCAGACACCUGUCGUGCUGCGAAAAAAAGAUCCAAAGACAUCUACCCACGACUGGAAUACGAUUUCAGCAAGGUCCACAGUGAACGGUGGCUGAAGUUCUUGUUAGUCGUAGACUCCCUCAAGAUGGUCUACUGCUAUGUCCCUAAAGUAGGAACGACGAGCUGGAAAAGACUACUACUCGUCCUGGAGGGGAGGGUUAACUCAACGGAGGAACUGGGUCAGAAGAAGACCCAUAACUUGACCGUCUCUUUCAUGCGGAACCUUAACUCGUACACGCCGGAGGAGGCAAAGUGGGUCCUGACCAACUACAAGAAGUUCCUCUUUGUCCGGAACCCUUUCGAGAGGAUCCUGUCUGCCUACCAGGAUAAGUUCCAGAACGACUACCCGGCCAGCAAGAUCUUCCGCACUGUGUGGAGCGAGAUGAUUAUACGGUACAGCGGAGGAGAUUUGAGUGAGGCAAGGCAGCGAAGGCAGGACGGCACGCUCAACGUCACCUUCCCGCAGUUCGCUCGCUUCGUGGCGGACUCGAAUUCAUUAGUCUCAGGAGGUCGAGUUUACAAUCAGCGAAACGAACACUGGAUGGAAGCUUACAGGGUAUGCCACCCGUGUGCCAUCGACUAUGACUGGGUCGGUCACUACGACUCCAUGCAUACUGAUGCUGACAGGAUACUCCGUGCAGUAGGGGUGGAUACAGCGGUCAGGUUCCCUAAUUUUACCACUAAUCCCACGGGUAGCUCCAGCUACGACACGCUGCGACGUUACUACUCGCAGUUGUCUACGGAGGAGAUUGUGGCCAUCUACCGCAAUUAUAUUCUGGACUUCACCAUGUUCGGCUUUGAUAUACCGGAACCCAUCAAGGCAAUUCUCGGUUAAAACAGAUUUACAACAUGUAUAUAAUUACACUUGCUCUGGAUUUCUUUUAAAUUUGAUUUUCAAAGAUUAAAAUGGUGUAUUACGUACGCAGACACAUAGUGUUAUGUAUAAUGGUAAAUGGUUGAGCUUGAACAUUAUGGGGAAAUGCUGUCUUCAAUGAUUUCUAACAUGUCUUCUGGCAAUUUAUCUUAAAAAAAAGAAAAAAAAACCCAAUUAUCUGAUGUGCGCAGGUCCAAGCCAUAAUCGCAGGAUUUUAGAAGGGUUAGGGGCGUAAAGGCCCAUGGAGUGUUUUAUGAUGUACAAACAUCUGGCUGGAGGCUCAUUUUCUUGUAGGGGCACUCGGUGUUUUUUUUUUUUUUU